Molecule: messenger RNA, 1089 nt
Organism: Rhinolophus ferrumequinum (greater horseshoe bat)
Lineage: Eukaryota; Metazoa; Chordata; Mammalia; Chiroptera; Rhinolophidae
Exons: 4
Coding region: 1-630 (209 amino acids)
Source: RefSeq, a predicted model, not a curated record
AUGUCCACAGCUGAGAGAGCCGCUGCCCGGUUGCACCGCGCCCUCGCGGAUCGGGGAGUCCAAUUUAAGCCGGCGGAGCUGGCGGAGCAGAGGCGCUGCGGCGGCGGCAGACUCGGCGCGGCUCGGGCACCUCUCUUCCUUAUCUCUUACUCAAACUUCUCUGCUCCAACUCAGCUCCAUCGCCAUUGGUCUGACGCAGCGCGCGGGGACGGCUCCCCGAGGCAACUUGCUCGGGGCUCCUCCGCUCUCCCCCGAUGCUCGGGCUGCCCGGCCGCUCUGGCUUUUGGCCUCCCUCUUCUGCUCCUCCUCCUGCCCCCUCCCUUGCUCUUUCCUGGCCGCGCCGCCAGCGCCCUUGCCUCCCGUCGCGCUGCUCCUCCGCCCUGCGCUCCUGGGGUCCCCGCAGUCCGGCUGGCCGUGUUGCGCGCGAGGCUCACUUUUCUGCCGCCGGUAACUAGGAACUGGCAGUUUUUAACUGGACCGGAGUUCUGUGUUGAGCCCAGGCUGGAGCUCAAUAUGCACAAUAUGCCGUCAGAGGUUCUGGCCCAAGGGUGCACUGAACCCUACCUCGAAGCAAAGCCUUCAUUAAAUGUAUUGGAUUCUCAAGCGCGCAGCUGGAGCCUGAGGAGGUGACAAAGCUUUAUCUCCAAAGUUUUGGGCCGUUGGACUGAGAGCUACCACAUGUGCACUGAAUCUAGCAAAACAACCACGGCCCAUCCGAGCUCUUAGGAAACCCAAAACAAGUUAACUCAGUAUAGUUGAUCAAACGAUACCCUUUCUGAAAGAAGUGACACUCUUUCUCCCACUGCAACCCAAGCCAACGGGAAGCUCUCAAUUUAGUGCCUAAGGGAUGAUUCCCACUGCCCGCAGGAGGUUUACUGGGAACCAGCGGGGGAGGGGAGGCGAAGGUACCUGGAGGAGGUCAAGACGAGGUGGAGGAAGAGCGCAGCAGAAAUUUACCAGCCACGCGGAGGAGGGAAGUGGAAGCCGAGAAAUUUACCAGAAUGUCUCAACCUUCCCUUAAGUCUCAGAAUUCAUCGCUCCAGAAACAGCCUCAUAAUACCGUGUCCAGGGCUGGAGUCCUCGGGUGGG